Molecule: messenger RNA, 2199 nt
Organism: Setaria italica (foxtail millet)
Lineage: Eukaryota; Viridiplantae; Streptophyta; Magnoliopsida; Poales; Poaceae
Exons: 1
Coding region: 1-2199 (732 amino acids)
Source: RefSeq, a predicted model, not a curated record
AUGGCUUUGGCACCAAGUCCCACUCCCCAAGUUGAUGCUUUGCUACGACAUUCGCAACGUCAUGAUAUGCUAUCUUUGGACUACGUGGUAGCCCUGUUCUUCGUGGCCGUGGUGGCCAUGUUCCUUUUGCAUAUAUUGGGUCCGUUACGCCGGUGGUUGAGCCACGGUCUCCUCCAUCACAUCGUGAUGGGAGUCUACACUCUCUCCUACCCAUUGGUGGGCUACACCAUUGGGCUGAUGCAGUCUACCAAGUAUUUGUACUUGAACGACUUCACCGUGUGGGCUGUGUUCCUGCUUCUGCUCCUCACCAGCACGGACAGCCUCACGGCUUGCCGCCUCGACGACAUCGACAACUGGAAGAGCAUCUACGUCAAACAGCUCUUUAAGGGAUUCAUCGUGGUGUUUAUCGUUCUAAAGUUUUGCAUUUACAUGGAGUUGGCUUCGAAUUUGAACUACCUGUGGUACCCGCUCUCAGCCAUCCUGGUCGUUAUCGUCCUCAAGUCAUAUCUGAUGAUAGCUUCCAUGAGGAUGGUGAGCAAGUCCUACCACGGCAAGAACGUGAAGGUGAUCGCCGAAUACAUGCAGCAUAUAGACAACAAGCUGGUGGCCUUCGAUCCUGUGACCAUGGAAGGCUACCGGUACAUGGUCGCCGGUGAGAAACACUGCGUUAACCAGCCUGGGCACACACCAUGGUACAAGAAGCCGGACGACUUGAAGCUUACCACCGUGGAGCAGAUCUGGCAGUGCGAGGGGAAUCUGCUCAUUGGUGAUCAGGGCAAGGUGCUCAAGGACUUGUGCCUCUCUAUGGCUCUCUCCAAGAUGCUCAACCGCAGGUUUGCUGGCUUCAAGCUCUCAGAGGCAGAGCUUGAGAAAACCCAUGACUUCGUAUUCAAAGGCCUGCUCGCCGGGGAUGAGCAGCGGGUCUUCAGGGUCAUUGAGGAGGAGCUUGUUUUUGUCCAUGACAUGUAUUACACAAGGUACUCUUACCUCUACCAAAAGGGUAGAUACCUGGCUCUCUGUCUGCCUGUCAUCAUGUCUGCCCUAUGCUUGUGGCUCACAGUGGCCAGCCUGCACGUCAAGCGUGACGAGCACACCGAUCUCAGUAUUGAUAGCUUUCAGGAUCUGAUGAAUGCCGCCUCAUACAUCAUGUUUAAACAUAUAACUUCUGGCAGUCUGAUGUCUGGCACCAUAGUGAUAACGGUUGUCUUGGCAUUCCUGGAGGCAUACCAGCUGUACCUGUACAUGGCCUCAGGUUGGUUCAAGGUGGCUCUGAUACGGAGCUACGUCACCGCACCAUUUUUGCAAACAAGCUAUUGUUCUGAGAUGAUCAUACGUCUUCUCUUGAUGUUGAAGCCGUUUCGCCCAUGGAAGGGCAGACUUGGGCAGUACUGUUUCCUCGAGAAUCUUGGGCGCAAAAGUAAGGUUAUGAGUUGUCUCCAUUAUGGUACACUGUGCAUGGUGGACAAGGCCAUGAAGGGAAGCAAGAAAUCAGUGAAGCUGUCCAAAGAUGUGAAGAAAGCCAUCAUUGAUUCCCUACUAGCAAGCAACGGACACCUGACGAACGGGGUAACAUCGCUGCAAAGAAAUGGCGUCCAUGAUGACCUCAAAUGGGCAUGUGAUGGUACUGCUACUGACGGAGCGGUGGCUCGCACCAUUGUGGUCUGGCACAUUGCUACAACCCUGUGCGAGCAGAAGCUAGAUAAACAAGCCAAAGAACAAGACGCUGUCAAAACAGCCUCCACUUUAUCCAAGUACUGCAUGCAUCUCCUUGCUUUUGCACCUAACCUCUUGCCCGACCAUAGCUCCAUAUCAGAAUCCAUACUUCGUCAGUCAAUCGACGAAGCAAGCAAGAUACUCAAAGAGGCCAAGAACAACAAGAUCGAUGGCAGGUGUGAGACAUUAAUGGAAAUUAACACCGAUGGUUGUGUUGAUGAUGAAACAAUUCUUGUUGCGCGGGGCGUUCACCUUGCAAGGCAACUGAUGAUUGAUAACAUACAAGACUUCACAACAAGGUGGAAGGUGUUAUCUGAUUUCUGGGAGGAGAUGAUGCUGUAUGUCUCGCCAUCUGACGAUGCCCGGGUGCGCGUGCACCUGGAAGUUCUUCCAAGAGGAGGGGAGUUCAUCACACACCUUUGGGCGCUGCUCACACAUGCCGGUGUGCUGAAGCGAGGCUCUACAGAGCCAAAGGAUGUUGUGUGA